Molecule: messenger RNA, 1760 nt
Organism: Olea europaea var. sylvestris
Lineage: Eukaryota; Viridiplantae; Streptophyta; Magnoliopsida; Lamiales; Oleaceae
Product: SUPPRESSOR OF GAMMA RESPONSE 1-like
Exons: 6
Coding region: 108-1409 (433 amino acids)
Biological process (GO): regulation of DNA-templated transcription
Cellular component (GO): nucleus
Molecular function (GO): transcription cis-regulatory region binding; DNA-binding transcription factor activity
Source: RefSeq, a predicted model, not a curated record
GACUACUAUUCGCAAUUUCUAGGUAAAGGUUACAACAGUGUAUACGGGUAUAAAAUUAAAGGGUUCCGAAAAGAAUUUGAUGCUUUCAUUUCUGGAUUCACUCUCUCAUGGCUAGGCCAUCAUGGUUGGUUGACAGCAACAGAAUUGCUACUAAAAUUAGGACUGCUUCAGCUGCAUCUGAUCCAGCAAAAGUCAAUUGGCAAAGCAAUCCAUCAAAAUCUUGCCCAAAUUGCCAAUAUAUUAUUGACAAUAGUGAUGUAGAAAAUCAGUGGCCAGGUCUACCCAGAGGCGUGAAAUUUGACCCUUCUGACCAAGAGGUCAUUUAUCAUUUACUUGCAAAAGUUGGUGUUGGGAAUUUGGAACCUCAUCCUUUCAUUGAUGAGUUCAUUCCAACAGUUGAUGAAGAUGAUGGCAUCUGUUAUACGCAUCCUCAAUAUUUACCCGGUGUGAAGCAGGAUGGAAAUGCAUCGCACUUCUUCCACAGAGCAAUCAAAGCCUAUAAUACUGGAACACGAAAGCGUCGAAAGAUACAUGAUGUUAAUAUAGGAGACGUUCGUUGGCAUAAGACUGGUAGGACAAAACCAGUCUUCCUGGAUGGUGUUCAACGAGGUUGUAAGAAAAUUAUGGUUCUGUAUGUCAGCCCAGUGAGAGGUGGAAAGGCAGAGAAGACUAAUUGGGUAAUGCAUCAGUAUCACUUGGGUAUGGGGGAAGAUGAAAAGGAGGGGGAAUAUGUUAUCUCGAAAGUGUUUCAUCAGCAGCAACAAGUUAAACCAAGUGAGAAAAGUGAAGAAGCUGUUCAUGAAAGCAUUGAUGUGAUAGUUGCAAAAGUGGAUCCCGUCACUCCCAAGUCUGUGACUCCUGAACCUCCUCGCACUGAAAGGAGAUUCUCCAAUAUCAAGACAGGAGAAGAAUUUUUCAUUCCUAGUGUUCAGCAUCUCAACCAGGAGAAUAUGGAAGAGGAAGUGGAAACUCCUUCCGAACAGCCCAAUAAUCCAGAUCACAACACAGAGAACUAUGGUGAUCAAGUGGAAGAUAAGAAUGGUGAUGAGGCUGUUGAUGACACGAAAUGGUGGGAAAAUGAGUCACAAUUUCUGUUAAGUUCACAGCAACUUGUGGAAGGCCUAUCUUUGUGCGAGGAGUUUCUCCAGAGCCAAUCUCCAAAUAGAGAUGGAAACGAAGAGGGUCAAGGACUGAAUCACAAAACCCUUCUAUCUGGUUAUGCUCGCUUAGGACCAGAGGAUCUGAAGAAGGAUUUGGAGGAGUGCCAAGGUUUGGCUCAUGAUCCAUUAAAUCCCGCAAACAUAGAGCUUGAUACACCUCCAGAUUUCCGGUUGAGCCAACUUGAGUUCGAGUCACAGGAAAGUUAUAUAGCUUGGGGAGGAAACAUAUCCGGCAAGGCAAUUGACUAACAUUAGUUGACGUGUCGAAGGACUGCUAAUUCGCGAGGGCACAUUUUGCAAAUCUUAUUUAAUUGAAGUGACGUUCUGGUGUAACUACUGCUAAUUCGCGAGGGCACAUUUUGCAAAUCAUAUAUAACCUAUGCUACUUGCUUCUUUUUGAGGAUAUCAACUGAUUUUGUAUUUCGUGCAGUCCACGGUUCUUUUGUUAGACCAAGCUAGUUAUAUUGUACUUGCUCCCUAUAUGAGCAGUCAAAAUCUGUUCAGUAAUCAUCCUUCUGUAGUUAUGCUUGCACAUAAACAAUCCAAUGCUCAUUCUGACAUAUUGUGUCUAAUUAUGAUAAGUGUACAUUCUAUGGGUUA